Molecule: messenger RNA, 2278 nt
Organism: Schizosaccharomyces japonicus yFS275
Lineage: Eukaryota; Fungi; Ascomycota; Schizosaccharomycetes; Schizosaccharomycetales; Schizosaccharomycetaceae
Product: WD repeat protein Pfs2
Exons: 1
Coding region: 384-1883 (499 amino acids)
Biological process (GO): mRNA processing; mRNA 3'-end processing; co-transcriptional mRNA 3'-end processing, cleavage and polyadenylation pathway
Cellular component (GO): chromatin; nucleus; mRNA cleavage and polyadenylation specificity factor complex
Source: RefSeq, a predicted model, not a curated record
CUUCAGCGCUAAGCACUGUUUACCUGCUGCUUAAGACAUAGCAGACUGUGACAAAAGGACACCAUUCGGAACGCGGUUUGUUUGUAUUUUAACUGUGUUUUCUUCGUUUUCUUUGUUCUGUUUCGUUCUUGGUUUUCUAAUAUUUACUCUAAAACAGUUUCUGUUUGUUCGUCUAUUUUAGCACAUAUAGCAUUACGUGAGUGUGUACUGCUACUAAAUACAACCGAAAAUCUGUUUAUCCACACAUUCUUCGCAUUUAACACUUUCCGCGGUUCCUUUCUUUUUUCACUUCUUUCUUCGUUCUGGUUAACGAAUUCAAAACUGGUUUAAUUGCCAUUAUACGACUCAUUUUUCAUAAACGAAUUGCUCUCACGUAAUUUAGGAUGGAAAGAGCAGAAAAUGCACGUAUUAUCCAGAAGCCUAUGACCCGACGUACGGUCGACUAUGGUUCUGGUGUGUCAAAAUAUGUUACGGACAGACUAGUUCGGUGUAAUCCCUAUCACAUUGUUCGCCCCCGUCCAAACGCGAACCAGAUUAUCAAUCUGUAUCCUCCAUACGAGUAUCCCUUUGACAGUGCUGCAACUUUCUGUACAAAAUACAUCCAUACGUCUGCAAACAAAGCGAGACAUGUCAUUAACGUCGUCCGCUGGACUCCAGAUGGUCGUCGUUUGCUUACGGGAUCGUCCACAGGUGAGUUUACUUUGUGGAACGGUCUUACAUUUAACUUCGAGUUAAUUAACCAAAGUCAUGACUAUGCCGUUCGCUGCGCAGAAUGGAGCAAUGAUGGACGCUGGCUUCUUUCUGGUGACGGAGGCGGAAUGGUCAAGUACUUUGAGCCAAAUCUCAAUAACGUAAAAAUUGUUCAGGCACACGAAAUGGAAGUCCGUGACCUGGCCUUCUCACCCAACGAUAGUAAAUUCGUUACCGCGAGUGAUGAUGGCAGUCUUAAGGUAUGGAACUUCCACACCAGUGCGGAAGAACAAAAGCUUACCGGGCACGGCUGGGAUGUGAAAACGGUAGACUGGCAUCCAUCAAAAGGCCUGCUCGUUUCUGGUUCCAAAGACAAUCUUGUCAAGUUUUGGGACCCGAGAACGGGCACGUGUCUUGCUACCCUUCAUGGACAUAAAAAUACAAUUAUGCAAGCUUCCUUUCAACGCGAUACUCGAAACAAUCUUAUUGCGACUGUUUCCCGCGAUUCUACUUGCAGAAUUUUUGACCUUCGCACGAUGAAAAGUAUUCGUGUACUGAGAGGUCACGAUAAAGAUAUUAACUGUUUGGCUUGGCAUCCGACAAACCCGAAUAUCGUAACUACAGGUGGUUCUGAUGGCAGCGUAAAUCACUACUCUCUCGAUGAACCUCCUUUGCUUUCUCAAAAAUGGUACCAUGACCGUCAUCCUCAGGUUACGCUUUCCGCUUCAACUACACUUCUAUAUCCGUCAGCCAGUAUUCCCCAUGCGCAUGAACUUGGUUUAUGGAGCAUGCAAUAUCAUCCUUUGGGGCACAUUUUGUGUACCGGUUCCAACGACAAAACUACCCGUUUCUGGUCUCGCUCCCGCCCAGAGGAUGAAGAGUCGUACUUGGAUCGGCAUCAUCUCGGCGAAGAACAGUCAGAGGUUGUUUUGGGUAAACGGAAACAGCCUUCCAACAACGAAGAAGAAGACCAGGAGUCAAUGGAUGGACGUUCGCGUGCUGUGUCUCCUGCUGUAUCGGCUAUGGGUGCCCAACCCGCAGGGUUGCCACAGCUUCCUGGUUUAGGACAGAUGGGAACACAGCAAGGUCCCACAGAGUCUAACGUUUACGAUUACUCCAAUGGCCAUUCCUCUUCACAAGCACAAUACCUUCCCGGCUUGGGUUUUCACAACCGUCAUCGUGGUGAGCGAUAGGUAAAUAAUCUCGUGCCUGUCAAUUUUCAUAUCCUUGUUUAAAACUUUCGUGUACAGGAUGCAGAAGACACACGUUUUUAGGAACAGUUUUUGUCUUCAAUCCCGUAUCUUCUUCGUGUACUGCUCAUAAUUCAUUCUCGACAUUCCCUUGUUUUUCCAAUCUCUUUUUUCACUCCCUUUAAAAAAAAUAUAGAUUUUUCAUACGGUUUUUCAGUUAAUGCUUAUGAACUGUGUACUAAACCCAUCUAUGAUAAUUGCCUACCUACCUGAUGCUUUCUGCCGCAAGGUCUAUAUAUGUUUCAUAAAUGGUGUUAAACUGCUGCAUGUUAGUCUCCUAGCCCGGGUUUCCACUAGACAGCCUAGUACCCAGGCAUAACCAAAAAAAACAGAAGAGA